UCCGCGCGGCUCGCACCCGAGGGGGGUCGGGUGGGGAAGCGGCGCUGGCCCGGACCCCCCCGCCCCCGCGGGAGCGGCCGACGGGCGUGAGGGCGAGGUAGCGGCCGCACACAGGGAGCGGCGUCCGCCGGGGUACACUGUCCAGUUUGUGUUGGAGCUGGCUUUGAGUAUAUUCUGGCACUGGACUUGAAUAACAACAAUCUUGAAGCCUGUUGUCGAGCCCUCUCCCAGGAGAGCAGCAAGUACUUAUAUAUGGAAUACCAUAGCCCAGAUGACAACAGGAUGAACAGAAAUCGCCUUUUGCAUAUUAACCUGGGUAUCCAUUCUCCUAGUAGCUACCACCCAGGAGAUGGAGCUCAACUUAAUGGUGGUCGAACACUGGUACAUAGCUCAAGUGAUGGACAUAUUGAUCCACAGCAUACAGCAGGUAAACAGCUGAUAUGUUUAGUUCAGGAACCACACUCAGCUCCAGCUGUUGUGGCUGCUACACCCAACUACAAUCCAUUUUUUAUGAAUGAACAGAACCGAAGUGCAGCUACUCCACCUUCACAGCCACCUCAGCAGCCAUCCUCCAUGCAAACAGGAAUAAAUCCAUCUGCUAUGCAAGGGCCUUCACCACCACCGCCGCCACCUCCUUCAUACAUGCACAUACCUCGGUAUAGUACAAAUCCAAUUACUGUUACAGUAUCCCAAAACCUCCCUUCUGGACAGACUGUACCAAGAGCUUUGCAGAUUCUUCCGCAAAUUCCAAGCAAUGUGUAUGGGUCUCCUGGUUCUAUUUAUAUUAGACAAACAUCUCAGAGUUCAUCAGGAAGACAGACUCCUCAGAGCGCGCCAUGGCAGUCCUCACCACAGGGCCCAGUGCCUCAUUAUAGCCAACGUCCUUUACCUGUUUAUCCACACCAACAGAACUAUCAGCCUUCACAGUAUUCUCCUAAGCAGCAGCAGAUCCCUCAGUCAGCUUACCAUUCACCACCUCCUUCUCAGUGUCCUUCUCCCUUCAGCUCUCCACAGCAUCAAGUGCAACCUUCCCAGUUGGGCCACCCAAGUUCCCACGUGUUUAUGCCACCUAGUCCUUCAACUACUCCACCCCAUCUGUAUCAGCAAGGACCUCCUAGCUAUCAAAAACAAGGAAGUCACUCAGUAGCAUAUCUCCCAUACACAGCAUCUAAUUUACCCAAAGGUUCCAUGAAGAAGAUAGAAAUUACAGUUGAACCUUCUCAAAGACCUGGGACAGCAAUUACUAGGAGUCCUUCACCCAUCAGUAAUCAACCGUCUCCACGGAAUCAGCACUCACUGUACACAGCCACCACGCCACCUUCAAGUUCCCCUUCAAGAGGGAUAUCUAGUCAACCAAAACCUCCAUUUAGUGUUAACCCUGUGUAUAUCACAUAUACACAGCCAACUGGACCUUCAUGUGCUCCAUCGCCAUCUCCUCGGGUGAUACCAAACCCAACUACAGUGUUUAAAAUUACUGUAGGCCGAGCAACGACUGAAAAUCUUUUAAAUUUAGUGGACCAAGAAGAACGUUCUGCGGCACCAGAACCUAUUCAGCCCAUUUCAGUGAUACCAGGCUCUGGAGGAGAAAAAGGAAGCCAUAAAUACCAGAGGAGUUCUAGUUCUGGAUCAGAUGACUAUGCCUAUACGCAAGCCUUGCUGUUACAUCAACGAGCAAGGAUGGAGAGGUUAGCAAAGCAAUUGAAACUUGAGAAAGAGGAGCUAGAGCGCUUGAAGGCUGAAGUCAAUGGUAUGGAACAUGACCUGAUGCAGAGACGGCUCCGAAGAGUCAGCUGCACCACAGCGAUCCCCACGCCUGAGGAAAUGACAAGAUUGAGAAGCAUGAACAGACAACUCCAGAUAAAUGUUGACUGUACACUGAAAGAAGUUGAUCUCCUUCAAUCUAGAGGCAACUUUGAUCCAAAAGCCAUGAAUAAUUUUUAUGACAACAUAGAACCUGGCCCAAUUGUACCACCGAAACCUUCUAAAAAAGACUCCUCAGACCCCUGCACAAUUGAGAGAAAAGCCCGAAGAAUUAGCGUGACCUCCAAAGUACAGGCAGAUGUCCAUGACACCCAGGCAGCAGCUGCAGAUGAGCAUCUAUCUGCCUCCAAACCGAGUCCUCGGACCCAGGCCCGUGACGAAGACUUCGAAGGGGCACCGUGGAAUUGUGACAGCUGCACCUUUCUCAACCACCCAGCGCUAAAUCGCUGUGAACAGUGUGAGAUGCCGCGGUACACUUGAAUUCAGAAGAGCUGGCACCAGGUUGAAAGUGAAACUUGGAGCACCCGCCAGAAGAAAAGGAAGCCUCGGGAAUCUCUUCAUCUGCCCAGCCUUUUCAUUUCUGAUUCCAUGGGGGGAGGAGGAGGAAUGGCACUGUGGCCACUGUGCUCACAAAAGGAAAAAAUGGGGAGGCCUUUCUUUUUUCCUUUAACUCGUUGCAGUGAGAGGUAGAAAGGGAUACUUGAAAUCAGGAAAGGCCUCGCUCCUGAAAGAAUGUACACAGAGAAGUCAAGAGCUCUUCUGUGGAAUCCCAGUCGUUAAAGUUACUGCUGAGUGGCCCUUAUUUUUCAAAGUUGAACUUUGAAUCGUGGUAUGAAAUGUUACCGUUUAUGCAGGCAAACUGUGAAUUCCAGAGCAGACUUAUCUGAUUGCAUCUCUCUGGGAAACCAAGGCUCCCUGGGCUUCUUCCUGCUGCUUCCUCAGAAGAGAAGGAUGGGAAAAAGCACCCUAAACACGUUUUCGUGGCAAAAUAAUAAGGGUAUUUGUAAUUGCUGCUUUUUUUCAGGGGUAGUUUCAAACACACAUACACACAGAUAUUUUAAAAUGUGAUUUGUAGCAGUCAGGAAUGAGGCAGAUCCUGCCCUUUGUUGGAAGAUACAAUCAAAGGCAGUAAGAUCCCUUUGGUUUGUACAGAGAUUCAUCAACCUGUAUCGACACUGGUAACUGAGACCUAAUUGUGCCACAUAAGAAAUACAUCCUUAAGUUACUCUAUGCUUUAUUAGACCUUUGGUUUGAAAAGUACCCCUUACAAAAUAUGGUUUUAUAAAUGACAUUCUCUUAAAACUGCGCUUUGCCAAUAGCACAGUGAGUGUAUGCCAAAUGCGAGUCCAUUCCAGAAUUCAUGUGGAAAUCUUUAGCUCAGCUGUGGUUCUUAAGAAAUAUUUGUAGUCUAUCAGACCUUCCCCGCCUCCUUAAUUUUGUGAUGAAUUCAUGGUGUUUACAGCACAGAUAAGUACUUUGUGCCAUAAUCCUAAUUUAGCUGAAAAAAUAUUAGCUAUUCAAUAAACGAUUUAUUUGCACAUGUUUAUAAGAACAUGAGGGAAGAAGUAGUUAGCCAUUAUCACAAGGUUGUGCACUGCAUUAUUUGGGGAGCAAGAGAAGGCUGGUCAGGGUUACUGGGCUGGAGCUGUCCCUCAGCAGUGGAGUGCUUGCCUUGCACGCACAAAGCUAGGUUUGCUCUUGAGCCCCCUCCCCAUACACCAGAGGAGUAAAGAGAGGUUUGAAACAUUUUAAAGUUAAUAUAACUGUUCACAGAACAGAAAUCAUCUUUGUGCAGACAAUUCAGGUAAUAGUAAAGCACUAUGAAACAAGUUAGUGUGACUCACUAGGGUAUAUCACUGAAAAAUUAGUAACAUUCAGAUAAGCGUAGUUCAGAAUUGGAUUUUGGACACACACACACCCCCCACCUUGGUGAAGUUGGAACAGUAAUAAAGGUAGUAGGUUUUCCCAUGCUGAAGGGUUUAACCUGAGGUUAUAACCUUAGAAAUACCAGGUGCCCCCCUCAUACACACACGUUCCUGUGUUGUCAUUGCAUUUUGACUUAGUGGUAAAAUCUGACAGACCUGGAAGAACAAGCUGCACUUAAUAACAUAAUGAAACCAAAGGUAUAUCUCAUCAUAGUUUUCCAUCAAAAUCAUAACUUCACACACUGCCUACAGCUUUGAAAACAUUUUUUUCAUAUGUGGAAUAACUCCCCAAAAUAUAUUCACUUGUUUCCCAAGGUAAGCAUGGUUAUGUUAAUUACACUGAUAAAACAUCUUUUAAUACAAUAACUGGCAAAACUGUGAAAAUAAUGGUAAGAACAAUAGAUAGGCUUAAAAGCACGAACAGUGAUCUUGAAAGGAUUUUAUAACACUGGUUUCUGUCAGUCUCUAAUAACACAGUCCAUUAGUCCUACUGUUCUGUAAGAUGCCUUUGCCUUUGUGUGGUUUCAUGUCUUGUUAGUGAUGGUCAGCACCACUUGGUGUUAAGAAACAGUUUAGGGGAAAAUAUAUACAUACAUAUAUAUACUGCUUGGUGUUCUAGCUAAAAAAGGUUUACCAGUAUUCAUAGUGCUACGCUGAAGUGGUGGCAGUAAACUUGGCAGUUGUCAGUUGAAAAUGAAAGUAGCAUGUCUGAAAACAGUGUGAUACAGUACUUCAUUAAAACCAUGUAGACGAUUUAAAAACUUGCAUGAAAAUACACCAAGGUUAAUAAGCUGUUAUCAUACAGUAGAUGCAUGGUGUCAGUCCUUUGAUGA
Octodon degus (degu) is the source of this 4519-nucleotide messenger RNA. RefSeq names its product TGF-beta activated kinase 1 and MAP3K7 binding protein 3 (gene Tab3). Bases 253 to 2241 code for a protein of 662 amino acids. Gene Ontology annotation, molecular function: ubiquitin binding. Gene Ontology annotation, cellular component: extracellular exosome. Lineage: Eukaryota; Metazoa; Chordata; Mammalia; Rodentia; Octodontidae. The record is from RefSeq and is a predicted model, not a curated record. The transcript has 8 exons.